Molecule: messenger RNA, 1809 nt
Organism: Rhizophagus irregularis DAOM 181602=DAOM 197198
Lineage: Eukaryota; Fungi; Glomeromycota; Glomeromycetes; Glomerales; Glomeraceae
Source: RefSeq, a predicted model, not a curated record
AUGUCUUACCGUCAAGAUCCUAGAGAUCAAUAUUACAAUAAUAAUGGAUUCGGUAAUCAAUAUCAAGGAUAUACUGAUGGUUAUCAACAAGGACAAUUACCUUCUAAUCCACGAAUGCAAAAUGAUGGUUAUAGACCUCCACUUCGUAACCCUUAUUCAUCACCAAAUCCAAAUAUAAAAGGUCCAUCACAAGGUCGAACACCAGAUGAUGAUGACAGUGAAUCUGUAGUCUCUUCCAUCUAUUCUCAACCUAGUGUUGCUGGAUUUACUCCUUCAAAUAAUAUGCGAUAUCAUCAAGAACAACCUUUAGAAACGACGGAACCACGUCGUCAAUCAUUAUUAUAUAAUGAAUAUGAAUAUCCAUACCCACCUUCUCCUUUUGCUGCUUCUACAAAUACACAUAAUAGUGCGACAGGACUUACAACAGGAUCAUCUCAACAAGGUGUACCAUUAAUUGAUCAGAACGAAAAUAAUUAUAUGUCAGAUAACAUGGGAGAUAAUUAUUAUCAAGACUAUUCACAAAAUAAUUAUCAAGAUACACAACAAGAAUAUGACGCACAAAAUAAUUAUCAAGAUUAUUCACAAAAUACACAACCACAAUAUGACGCACAUAAUAAUUAUCCUCAAGAUUAUUCACAAAAUACACAACCACAAUAUGAUACACAUAAUAAUUAUCCUCAAGAUUAUUCACAAAAUACACAACCACAAUAUGAUGUUUAUAAUGAUUUCAAUAAUAAUUUUCAGAACGAUGAAAAAUAUAAUGAUACGGAUUCCCGCAAUAAUACUCUUACAGGACCCGACGGAUCACAUGAUCCAAAUCCAUAUGCUCUGAAUGUUGAUUCGGGUAAUGGAAAGGGAACUCGACAAUCAACGUCCGGAGAUCAUUAUGUAGUAACCCCUAAAAAGGAACGAAGAUGUGCUUUCUGUUCAAGAAAAACGUGUGUUAUAAUAACUUUUACUAUUUUAGUGUUAUUGGCAGCUGGCAUGUAUUUUGUGUGGCCACGAAUUCCUGUUGUUACAUUUUUAUCACCAUCUUCAGCAGGAGUUGCAGAAAUUACUACAGCUCCUACAGUUGUAAAAUUGCCGAUGGAAUUUCAAUUUCAAUUGGAUAAUAGAGAGAAUUGGUUACCUUAUAAAUUUAAUUCAUUUCAAAUUGAUGUCCUUGAUAUAGUAAAUCAAAAAAAAAUUUCUUCUGGUGCCAAAAAAGGGUUUUCAAUACCAGGAAGAGCAACAUCAAUAGUAUCAAUUCCGAUUCCGAUUAAUUAUGAAUCUUCAGGGCAGAACGAUCCAAUACUUCAAAAUCUUAUUGAAUCAUGUACUCAACCACAGGAACACAGUUUAAAACUUAGAGUUGAGAUAAAAAUGUUAAUUAUGGGAUUAGAUUGGGUUAAAAAACCAACAACAUCGAUACCAGUUAUAGAUUUUCCAUGUCCAUUUAAUAUAACACGCCCGGAUCUAACUCCACCAGCACCAACAGAUGAAACUAAUCCAGCAACACCAGCACCAGGUGAAACACCACCAGCAAAUGGAACACCAGCACCGGGCGGAACACCAGCAGCAGGUGGAGCACCAGCACCGGGCGGAGCGCCAGCACCAGCAGAUGGAGCACCAGCACCACCGGGAGGAGCACCAGCACCAGCAAAUGGAGCACCAGCACCGGGAGGAGCGCCAGCAACAGCAAAUGGAGCACCAGCACCGGGAGGAGCACCAGCAGGUGGAGCACCAGCACCGGGUGGAGCGCCAGCACCAGCAAUUGGAGCACCAGCAGGUGCACCACCACCGGCAGAUGGUGGACCAACUGGACCAUGA